CUACGCUAGUUCCCCACGUCAUAUCGUCAUAUCGUCGAAUCCCCAGGUCCCCAGGUCAGCCUUUAUCGGGCUCGAGGGUAAGGCCGCAAGAUGUCACAUGAGCAACCACAUGGACACUCGUACUAUGGCGGAUAUGAUCAGAAUUAUGACCCAGGUACAUACAGCAGAGGCUUUGCGCAACAUCGCCAGGCGCCGGCCUUGAAGCACACCCCACAGCUCUCAAACUCGUCAUCUAGGCGGCGGACAACCGAUAUGGAUCAAGCCUCUGAGUACAUGCCGCGAUCCUCGAGACCCCGGCAUGAGCGUCCCCAUAUCGUCACGGCACCUUCCCCGCCGCCCAUUCUACCUUCAGCGCAGCCUGAAUACGAACCACGGGCACCGAGACCAGCCCGCAAGGCCCGUCCUCCAACUUCCGAACGCAGACAACGUCCAACUUAUCAUGACUAUGUACCACAAGCUGUGAACCCGCCAGAAGAUUUGAACCCACCCGAUCAUGCUGUCCGAUGCUCUGCCCCCAAAUCCACGCGUAAAACGACCCACCGUCACCGCAUACCUCGGACCUCAAAGCCAGACUAUGCUGCCCAGCAACCAGUUUUCGAGCCUGCCAGCAGAUCAGCCGGCCACGAUUACGUUACAAGCAGUGGCCACAAUGUACAGCGAGCAUCAAAGCCAGACUACAUUCCACACUCUCUAUCGAGUGAAUCCGACUAUAUAUCGUCUCACCCAUACGACUCUAGCUCCCACUACGACCCUCCUGCCAAACAUACUCGUCAGCCAAGCUAUGAUUCCUCCACAUUCAGCUCGUUCUCCACCCCAGUCCAGCACUCUCGCCCUGCACCGAACCCGUCUCAAUCUUUCUCUCCACAAACAACUGGAUCCCUAGCAACCUAUGGAGGCGCCAAAGUCUCGACACAUGAUGACUACCUCUCCACACACGAAGACUACGCCUCGAAACAUGAUGACUACGUCUUGACACAUGACGACUACGUGUCGGCACACGACGACUACGAUCCAGCCUACGACUCAGCCUACGACAAUUCCAACCACAAACUUCUCCAGGAAGACAACUGGGACCACAAACCCGACAUGAUACGCUCACACAGCCUCAGAGACUACGAACCAGAAUCCUUCAACGCCGCAACCAACACCCUCGAUGGAUUCCGCCGCGUCGAUGCACAAUGUGCCAGAUCAGCGCGAGACGAGAUGAGCAGACGCAGUCCAAGUGAAGCAGACGACUACCCAUACUACAACUACAACUCCACCAUGGCUCCCUACCACGCCACCACAGCCCCCCACCACGCCAAAGUCGCAGACGAAAACUCCGACCUAUCUUCCCACGACGACUCGGACCGCAUCUCCCGCCACUCAGACCGCAUCUCGCGCUCGGCCUCCGCCCACUCAGACGUGUGCUCCGAGCGCUCAGAAGAGACGAACAGCGACUACGCGGACGAGCAAUCCGUUUCGCAGGACGACGAUGUGGUGUCGCAGAGCGCCGGAGACGAUAGCGACUACAUGUCUGCGCCCGAGGACCAGGAUGUUAUCUCCGUGGCGGGCGGCAGCGAUGUGGGCGCUGUGGGCGAUAUGCGGGACGUCAUGGAUGAUGGGUUUACCGGGGGUGGCGCGAGUCUUGGGGCUGCAUAUGUGGAUGAUGGGGUCCCGCUGCAUGGGCAUGUGGAUGUGCGGGGUGGUGGGUAUGCUGGUGGCGGAUUCGCUGAUGAUGGAUUCGCCCGCGCUUCCAAUGCGGAUGUCUAUGUUGACGAUGGGAGUACGGACGGUUCUACUGAUGAUUCUUCGGACGUUGGAAACGACGCUGAUGAUGAUUACGAUUAUUAUGAUGACGACGAUUAGUUCUUAAGGAGGUUCAAUGCGAGACUAUGUUUCUUCUCCCUUCACGACCUUUUCGACAAGUUGGGAGUUGGGCGUUUUUCUUCUGUUCAAUUCUGGUUACACGCCUUGAGGCGCGCUUGCACGGGAGGGAGGCGAGAUGUCUGUGUAUUUCGUUCCAUUCCAACAGAGUUAUAGCUUGUAUGCACAACGAUCAAUUCAGAUUGUGAUCUUGUGCUCGAUUCCAAUCCCAAUUCAAUAAAUCU
Dothidotthia symphoricarpi CBS 119687 is the source of this 2090-nucleotide messenger RNA. RefSeq lists its product as uncharacterized. Lineage: Eukaryota; Fungi; Ascomycota; Dothideomycetes; Pleosporales; Dothidotthiaceae. The record is from RefSeq and is a predicted model, not a curated record. Bases 253 to 1848 code for a protein of 531 amino acids. The transcript has a single exon.